AUGCCAACAUCAGCACCAACAAAGCCAACAACAAAACCAACAAAGCCAACAGCAAAACCAACAAAGCCAACAGCAAAACCAACAAAGCCAACAAUAAAGCCAACAAAAAAGCCAACAUCAAAACCAACAAAUCCAACAACAAAGCCAACAGCAAAACCAACAAUGCCAACAUCAAAACCAACAAAGCCAACAACAAAACCAACAAAGCCAACAGCAAAACCAACAAAGCCAACAGCAAAACCAACAAAGCCAACAAAAAAGCCAACAAUGCCAACAUCAGCACCAACAAACGCACCAACACCAAGUUUACCAACAACAAAACAGCCAAGUACUGAACCACCAGCUACAGUGGCAACAUCUAUACAAUGUGGGUUUGAUAAAGAUGUUUGUGGUUUUAACUUGGCCUCUGACCCUGAUAGUCUCCCCUGGCUAAUUGGUAAUAGUAGUGGACCAACCACGGACUUUUCACCAAACAAAGGCAGAUACCUGUACUUUUCUUUUAACAGAGAAAUUCCAUCUGAUAAAGAUUUGUUAGCUCAUAUGACCUCGGGAAAGGUUGACGGCCAUACUUACAAAUGUCUACUAUUACGAUAUAAGACGAGUUCUAACCGAUCUGACAUAUUCAAUAUUAAUAUUAGGGAUAAAUCUAAAACUGUACUUUCAAAAUGGACUUUGAGUAAUCAAGUUAUUAAUAAAUGGGAUCUGAUAGAAAUAACACUUCCUGAUGACCAGAACUUACAGUUGCAAUUUGAAGGCUUGGUCAUGAUGGAUACGAAAGGAUAUCUAGCAAUUGAUGAUUGGCAUUUAGCACAAUCGCUGUGUAAAGAGAAGCCGAGAUGUCUAGCUAACCCGUGUAAGAAUCAGGGAACUUGUAAAGAAAGUUUAAAGAGCUAUGUUUGUGUAUGUUCUGAGGAAUUUUCAGGAACCAAUUGCGAAACAGCAAUAACAACCCGAAAUCCAACUACCAAGAAGUCUCAAAUCACAGCACGAACUCUCGUAACAGCCCAGCCAUUACCAUCUUCAUCAAUGUCAUCUAAACCACCCUUAGUCAGUCUAAGAACUGCUGUCAUUGGCACAUUACCGACGUCGACCGACAAAAUAUCAUCUGCCCAGACGGGAAAAACGCAGCAAACAGAAACUCUAAACCCAGGAAGCACACAGCCACAUCCAAUAACACUUGGAACAGCAAUACCACAGUCCACAGAGCAAUUACCAACUAUCAAUCUUUCUAUGACAGCACAUACAUUGGUCACAGCUGAACAGAUUACGACCACUGGUUCGUCAGUAAAUGAAACGGCUACUGAAUCAUAUGGUGAAGCUCUAACUAAAGGAGAAACAUAUGCCCUGAUUGCAGGCGGGUCUUUAGCUGUGGUCGUUAUCUUGUCAUGCUUGAUAGCUCGAUGUUAUAAGAAGAGUAGUUUUAAAGGUGGAGAUAUCUAUGAUGAUACAUAUGGUAAAGAAUACAAUGGACUACCAUCUAGUACAGAUGUGAAAAAUCCACAGGAUAGCGAACUAACAGUGUUAAACUAUACAACACAUCAACACCUAUAA
Molecule: messenger RNA, 1551 nt
Organism: Lottia gigantea (owl limpet)
Lineage: Eukaryota; Metazoa; Mollusca; Gastropoda; Lottiidae
Exons: 6
Coding region: 1-1551 (516 amino acids)
Cellular component (GO): membrane
Source: RefSeq, a predicted model, not a curated record